Exophiala dermatitidis NIH/UT8656 is the source of this 1686-nucleotide messenger RNA. RefSeq names its product amidase. The transcript has a single exon. NCBI's taxonomy places the organism in Eukaryota, Fungi, Ascomycota, Eurotiomycetes, Chaetothyriales, Herpotrichiellaceae. Bases 1 to 1686 code for a protein of 561 amino acids. The record is from RefSeq and is a predicted model, not a curated record.
AUGGUCGCUGACUGGGAGAGCCGCGCGAAAGCGAAGAGGGAGGCGAUCUUGAACUCCAUCCCGGAGGAAUGGCGUCUCAAGCAUGUCCCUUCUAGGGAAGAACAGAAAGACGUUACCGGCUACAUUCAACAGUUCCUGAGCAAGCCAGAAAUCCAAAUCACCGAGACUGACUCAGUCGGCCUUGCUGAGAAGAUUGCAACUGGCACAUGGUCCGCGGUUGAGGUCACCAAGGCAUUCUGCCACCGAGCUGCCCUGGCCCAUCAACUCGUCAAUUGCCUCCACGAGACUUUCUUUGAUGCUGCGAUCGCAUCUGCCAAAGCCCUGGAUGAAUACUAUGCCCAGCACAAAAAGACCGUUGGCCCGCUGCACGGUGUCCCUGUGUCAUUGAAAGAUCAGUUCCAUGUGGAGAAUGUGGAAACCACCAUGGGAUAUGUUGGAUGGAUUGGCACUUUUGAAGGCAAGCCAAAUGACCCCCGCCGUGGUAAAUUCGAGAGCGAAAUGGUUCGAGAGUUGAGAAACUUGGGAGCUGUUUUGUAUUGCAAGACAAGCGUGCCGCACACUCUCAUGAGUGGCGAGACCGUCAACAACAUCAUCGGCUACACUUGGAAUCCAAAGAAUCGUUACCUGGCUGCCGGUGGCAGUUCCGGUGGCGAGGGCGCACUCAUUGGUCUCAGGGGAUCCCCUGGAGGCUUUGGGACGGACAUUGGAGGCUCGAUCCGAAUUCCGGCAGCUUUCAAUGGACUGUACGGCAUCCGGCCCACGUCUGGAAGGAUGCCAUACGAGGGCAUGGCCAACAGUAUGGACGGCCAGAAUUCCGUCUUGUCUGUCGUCGGGCCGCUCGCCACUACUGCGAGAGCUGUGCGUCUUCUUACGAAGUCCAUAUUGUCCCAAAGUCCAUGGCUCUACGAUCCCUUGGUGGUCGACAUGCCUUGGCGAGACGCCGAAGAACAAGCCGUACAUGAGAUACUCAAGUCAACGGCUUCCAAGGGCCAGCUCACUCUCGCUGUCCUCAAGACCGAUGGCAUAGUUACUCCACAGCCGCCAGUGCAACGCGCCAUCACCCUAGUUGUGGAGGCUCUGACCAAAGCAGGACACAAAGUCAUCGAUUGGCAACCGCCCUCGCACAAGGAAAUCUUGGAUAUUACAACCAAGACCUGGGUGUACGACGGAGGAAAGGACGUGCAUAGCGCCUUUGGCCUGUCGGGCGAGCCAGUCUCGCCACAGAUCAAGUUGAGCUAUGGUGACAAGCCCAAAGAAGAGUUUACCGCUUCGGAAAUCGCAGCCAACAAUGUCGCAAAACGGGCAUUCCAGAAGGCGUAUAUUGACUACUGGAACAGCACCAUAAAAGAGACUGGGACCGGGCGACCGGUGGACGGCGUCAUCUCGCCAGUGGCUCCAUAUGCCGCGGCCAGACCAGAAAAGUACAACUACUAUGGUUACACCAUGUGGGUGAAUGGGCUGGACUACACCAGUGUCGUCGUGCCUGUGACAAUUGCCGACAAAUCCAAGGACAAGUAUGCCGACGGAUAUACGCCCAUCAGUGACAUUGACAAGCAGACCUUCGAGGACUAUGACGCCGAGAUGUACGAUGGCGCGCAUGUCAGCGUACAGAUUGUUGGCAGAAGAUAUACCGAGGAGAAGAUGCUUGCUAUUGGGGAGUAUGUUGGCGGGCUGCUUGGAAAAUAG